CGGGGACGUGCUGGGCGACCCCGAGGACGCGCUGGCCGAGCGCCUCACGCGCCUCGUCAUCGAGGGCGACCUGGAGGACCCGGCCAUCAUGCAGGCCGUGCACACCAGGGGGCCCGCCCAGCCCGGAGCGCUGAAUUCCAGCAUCUGGGACAGCUCGGCCGUGCUGCGGCGCAUCCGGGGGCCGCUCCUCACUCAGGAGAUGCCGUCGGUGUCCGUGCUGGAUUACGCUCUGCCCCAGCGGCCUCCGCAGGCUCGGGAGGAGGAGCGGGACCCCUCGGAGCGGGCGCUGCCCCGGCGCUCCUCGUCCCCCAUCAUCGGGAGCCCCCCGGUGCGGGCCGUCCCCAUCGGCACCCCCCCGAAACAGGCCGCCAUCCCCAACUUCAACCAGCAGAUUCUGUGUCCCAAGCCUGUCCACAUCCGAGCUACCAUGCAGCAGCGCUAUCCCGCUCCCUACGGAGAGAGGAUGUCCCCCAACCAGCUCUGCAACGUUCCGAACUCCUCCCUCCUGGGCCACCCGUUCCCCCACAGCGUCUCUCCCGUCCUCACCCACCUGCAGAGGGCCCAGCUGCUCGGAGGAGCCCAGGCCGGCCGAAUGUCCCCCAGCCAGUUUGCCCGGGUGUCCGGCCUGGUCGGGAGCCCCCUUCCCUCCGUGAAUCCCAAGCUUCUCCAGGGCAGAGUCGGGCAGAUGAUGCCUCCGGCCGGAGGGUUCCGUGCCUUUUUCGGGGCUCCCCCCGCUCCGCCCCCCUCGCAGCUCCCGCACCCUCCGGGCCCCGGAUCCCACCUGAGGUCGGUGCCGUCCCUUUCCCGGCCGCUUCCCGGCUCCCGGUGCCCAUCCCUGACUCUCCCUGCUCUUCCCAGGCCGCAGAUGUUCCGGCCCGACACGACCCACCUGCACCCGCAGCACCGGCGGCUCCUGCACCAGCGGCAGCAGCAGAGCCGGAACCAGCACCGGAGCCUCAACGGCUCCGGAGGGGACCGAGGGGGCCACCGGAGCAGCCAUCAGGAGCAGAUCCGUAAGGAUCCCUAUGCCAACCUCAUGCUGCAGCGGGAAAAGGACUGGGUGUCCAAGAUCCAGAUGAUGCAGCUGCAGAGCACUGAUCCCUACCUGGAUGACUAUUACUACCAGAAUUACUUCCAGAAGCUGGAAAAGUUGGCAGCGGCCGAGGAAGUGCACGGGGAUGGCCCCAAGAAGGAACGCACCAAACUCAUCACCCCUCAGGUGGCCAAGCUGGAGCACACCUACAAACCAGUGCAGUUCGAGGGCUCGCUGGGAAAACUCACCGUGUCCAGCGUCAACAACCCCCGGAAGAUGAUCGACGCCGUGGUGACGUCCCGCAGCGAGGAUGACGAGACGAAGGAAAAGCAGGUGCGGGAUAAGCGCCGACAGACCCUCGUCACGAUCGAGAAGACGUACAGCCUCCUCCUGGACGUGGAGGACUACGAACGCCGGUACCUCCUGAGCCUGGAAGGGGAAAGGCCGGCCCUGAUGGGAGAGAGGAAGCAGAAGAUCUGCGACAUGUACGACAAUCUGAGGGGGAAAGCGCCUGGCCAGGACAGGCCGAGUGACGACCACUUCAUGCAGAUCAUGUGCAUCCGGAAAGGAAAGCGCCUCGUGGCCCGGAUUCUCCCGUUCCUGGCCCCGGAGCAAGCGGCCGACGUGCUCAUGGCCACGGCCAGGAACCUGCCCUUCCUCAUCAAGAAGGAUGCUCAGGAUGAGGUGCUUCCCUGCCUGUUGAGGCCCUUUUCCCACGUCCUCUACCACCUUCCCUUGGGAACAGUCACCAGCCUUGUGCAGCAGCUCACGAACCUACCUCAGAGCGCCGCCGCUCCCACCAACCUGCACCUCACUGCUGUGCUCCAAAACAAGUUCGGUCUGUCCCUGCUGUACUUGGUCCUGAGCCGGGGGGAGGAAUUGCAGAGCUCGGACACGAACACGGAGCUGAUCCAGGACAACCAGUGGACGGAGCUGAUGCUGAUGGCCACCCGGGAGCUCCUGCGGAUCCCUCAGGGAGCCUUGGCCAAGCCCGUGUCCAUCCCCUCCAACCUGAUCUCCCUCUUCUCUCGCUACGUCGACCAGCAGAAGCUGAACUUGCUGGAGACCAAAUUGCACUUAGUGCACGGGAUCCGGUAGAUCUCCGUGGCUCCUCGCCACCACCGGGAUGUUCCAGAGGAAGGCUGGAAGGAAGGAUGGAUAAAUGGAUAGAUGGAUGGAGGGCACACGGUUCACCCCACACCCCCCAACGCCCGGCCUGGCACGAGGGGCACAUGCUGCCCCCCCCCCAAAUUCCUGGGAAAAGGGGGAUGUUUGGCUGCUCCCCUCUUUUCCCACAAAGCGCUGCCUUUCCCUGCUGCUCCUAAAUUCCCACUGAGUCCCUCUGCACCCCCAAGCUGCUGCUUCUCCCCCGAACUCUCACACUACUGAGGAUCCCAGAAAGGGGGAGCCCCUCGCUCCCAUAUCCUUGGGAUGCCAGGGGUUCCCCCUUCCUUCCCUGCUCCUUCUCCAGCCCUUCCCAGUCCCACUCCCGGCCUUUCCCAAGGUGAUCACACGUCACACACCUGUUUUGCACACUUGCUGCGUCUUCCCAAAAUUCAGCUCCUUCCCUCAGCCCCGGGAUCAGCCCCAGCAGCUCCAGGGGUGGCUCAGCCAGGCCUUUGUCCCCUUCCCAAUCCGGGUGGAUCCAGCUGCUCCUCGGGAAGGUGGUGGUGGUGGUUGGGGGAUAAU
Corapipo altera (White-ruffed manakin) is the source of this 2722-nucleotide messenger RNA. It is a transcript of the gene PATL1, whose product is annotated as PAT1 homolog 1, processing body mRNA decay factor. The transcript has 16 exons. NCBI's taxonomy places the organism in Eukaryota, Metazoa, Chordata, Aves, Passeriformes, Pipridae. Gene Ontology annotation, cellular component: P-body. The coding region runs from base 89 to 2131 and encodes 680 amino acids. Gene Ontology annotation, biological process: P-body assembly; deadenylation-dependent decapping of nuclear-transcribed mRNA. Gene Ontology annotation, molecular function: RNA binding. The record is from RefSeq and is a predicted model, not a curated record.